UUGUCCUGCCUUGUUACAUGUCACCUGAACAGAUCGUCACGGUGACCGCCGCCAUCUCGAUCUUGAUGGCGUUCUUACAGCCGGUUCAUCCGAGCCUUACCAGAGCUCAGACCCUUCAAGAGCAGCGCAUCAGCUCCCUGGACAAGGUCAUCACCGGCACAAAGGCCAUCUUACAGGCAUUGUUCCUUCUGGAACAUAUGUUGUGGCCAAACCAGCCACCAGAGACUCCGCUGCACCUCGUGUUGCCUCGCGAGAGUCGGCCAUUGAGUGAUUUGAUGCUGGAUUCCUUCGAUGAAUUUCAUGAUGCUGUCCUCAACGCAAUUCCUGAGGCCCUCAUCCGCGUGAAGUUGCGCUUUCGCAACAUGCCCCAGAACCUGAAUACCAACCCGACCGCCUUGGACGAGGAUCCUCAGCCGGCAAACCCUUCGACUCCGUCGACUGUGCCGAAUCCAGCUGCAUCAUCUUCCACCGGCGCUACCUUGGAGCACUAUUGA
Cladocopium goreaui is the source of this 494-nucleotide messenger RNA. Lineage: Eukaryota; Dinophyceae; Suessiales; Symbiodiniaceae. The record is from the annotation of a GenBank genome assembly.